GAGCUGUUCGUCAUCCUCCUCUCCAAAGUACAAGCCGAGAUCUUCCUUCCUUCCUUCCUUCCUCCUUUAAUCUCUCUAUUUUUUCCCUUUGAUCACAAUAUGCGUUCCGCCACAUGGCCCAUCGUGACAUUUUUUUAGUGUCCUUUUCCCCCCCUCUAAACUCCAUCUUUCUGAAAACCAUAUUACGGCAUACACACCUACACAGACACCAGGCCCAAAAAAAAAUCGCAGUUUCAGAUAUUAUUGUUGUUUUCGUUUUCGUUCUUUCGCUUACUAGCCUCUCCCAUCAUAUGAUUCCGCGAAGGAGCAAAUAAAAAAACCCCCGAGCGCGCCACGAUGCU
Molecule: messenger RNA, 341 nt
Organism: Gamsiella multidivaricata
Lineage: Eukaryota; Fungi; Mortierellomycota; Mortierellomycetes; Mortierellales; Mortierellaceae
Exons: 2
Coding region: 114-314 (66 amino acids)
Source: RefSeq, a predicted model, not a curated record